Syngnathoides biaculeatus (alligator pipefish) is the source of this 2167-nucleotide messenger RNA. Its product is annotated as cholesterol side-chain cleavage enzyme, mitochondrial. NCBI's taxonomy places the organism in Eukaryota, Metazoa, Chordata, Actinopteri, Syngnathiformes, Syngnathidae. Bases 199 to 1752 code for a protein of 517 amino acids. The record is from RefSeq and is a predicted model, not a curated record. The transcript has 9 exons. Gene Ontology annotation, cellular component: mitochondrial inner membrane. Gene Ontology annotation, biological process: cortisol metabolic process; glucocorticoid biosynthetic process; cellular response to peptide hormone stimulus. Gene Ontology annotation, molecular function: oxidoreductase activity, acting on paired donors, with incorporation or reduction of molecular oxygen; monooxygenase activity; heme binding.
UGUAACAAUAAAAAAAAAAUACACUAAAAAUGUGGAUUAAUCUGGUUAGUCACAUUAAACUGCUAUUAUUUUGAACACUACUGUAUGUAACUUUAGGGAUCCUUGAGAACAAGGGGGUGGGGAGGACUAUUUAAACCAGCCUCCAACGCUUGAACCGAUUGCUUGAGACAGAGCAGAAAGAACAGUUGAGUCGCAGAUAUGGCCUGGCGAAGUUUGUGCCGUGGACCGUCGACGCUCCCUGUAAGCUGUUUCGAUGAGCUGAUGGCAUCAGGGGUCCGCAGGAGCAGUAGCAUGCCGAUCGCCAGACAGGUUUUCAGUGAGAGCGGCAGCAUCAUCAAACCUUUCAGUGAGAUUCCCGGCCUGUGGAAGAACAGCUUUGCCAACCUGUACAAUUUCUGGAAACUGGACGGCUUCAAAAACCUUCACCGGAUAAUGCUGCAGAAUUUUAAUACUUUUGGACCCAUUUACAGAGAAAAAGUAGGAUAUUAUGAAAGUGUGAAUAUUAUCAACCCAGAGGACGCUGCCAUCCUAUUCAAAGCGGAAGGUUCUUUUCCCAAAAGGCUGAAAGUGGAAGCCUGGACCUCAUACAGAGACUACAGGAAUCGUAAAUAUGGCGUUUUACUGAAGAACGGGCCAGAUUGGAGGUCGAAUCGGGUCAUCCUCAAUAAGGAGGUGAUCUCCCCGAAGAUGCUCGCCAACUUUGUGCCCUUACUGGACGAAGUGGGUCAUGACUUUGUGGCCAGAGUUCACAAGAAAAUAGAACGAAGUGGCCAGAACAAGUGGACAACAGACCUCUCCCAAGAGCUCUUCAAAUACGCGCUAGAGUCGGUGAGCACAGUUCUAUAUGGGGAGCGUCUGGGUCUGAUGCUAGACUAUAUCGAUCCGGAGGUUCAACAUUUCAUCGACUCCAUCACCCUCAUGUUCAAGACCACCUCACCCAUGUUGUACAUACCUCCGGCUCUACUUAGGCGGAUUGGAGCCAAAGUGUGGCGGGACCACGUGGAUGCAUGGGAUGUCAUCUUUAAUCAAGCUGACCGCUGCAUCCAGAAUAUCUACAGACAGUUACGCCAGGAGGGUAGUCAUACUAAAAAGUACCCAGGUGUUCUGGCCAGCCUGCUCAUGCUGGACAAGCUGUCUAUUGAAGACAUCAAAGCCAGUGUCACCGAGCUAAUGGCUGGGGGAGUCGAUACGACCUCUAUAACGUUGUUGUGGACAUUGUACGAGCUGGCCAGACAGCCCAACCUUCAGGAGGAGCUGAGGGCGGAGGUGGCGUCUGCCAGGGCACAAAGCCAAGGGGACAUGGCGGAAAUGCUGAAAAAGAUUCCUUUGGUCAAAGGAGCUUUGAAGGAAACGCUAAGGUUACAUCCAGUUGCUGUGAGCUUGCAAAGAUACACAGCAGAGGACAUCAUUAUUCAGAAAUACCACAUUCCAGCAGGGACCCUGGUGCAGUUAGGACUCUAUGCAAUGGGAAGAGACCCUAAGGUGUUUCAUCGUCCGGAGCAAUAUCAGCCCUCUCGCUGGCUCAGGACUGAAAGCCACUACUUCCGCAGCUUGAGCUUCGGCUUUGGCCCACGCCAGUGUAUAGGACGCAGAAUAGCCGAGACCGAGAUGCAGAUCUUCCUCAUCCAUAUGCUUGAAAACUUCAGAGUGGAAAAACAGCGACACGUGAAUGUGCAGAGCACUUUUGAGCUCAUACUCUUACCAGACAAGCCCAUACUAUUAACUCUCAAGCCCUUGCACAGUAGCCGAUAACGUGGCAUCUCACAGAAUUUGGAGGAGGAGCCAUCUUUGUCCAUAUUUAGACCUCUAACAUCAAUAAACGCAUUUAUAAGUUAACUCUGGAUUUUCUUCAAAAGUGAUCAAUGUAAAUGAACGGCAAAUGUGUGUUACUUCAAGAAUAACUACGGACAUGUUUGUGGACAAUCGACUGUGAGGAAAAACAAUACACACAAACUUUAAAUUCAUGUGUGCAUGGAAAAUGUAAUUUGUCCAACCAGGAUAAAUAAAAUACUGCAAAUGAAACGUAAUACUUCUUUUCAUGGUUGAUUUCUUGUCUGAAGUGCUGAAGUCUUCUGCUUGUUUGGCUGCUCCCUCAAUUUUGUUCAUCUUGUUCGUGUUUGUUCAGUUUGGUCAAGAAGUCCUAUUUCAUUCUCCCACAAGAUUUAAA